Molecule: messenger RNA, 1717 nt
Organism: Planococcus citri (citrus mealybug)
Lineage: Eukaryota; Metazoa; Arthropoda; Insecta; Hemiptera; Pseudococcidae
Product: homeobox protein Hox-A7-like
Exons: 2
Coding region: 566-1432 (288 amino acids)
Biological process (GO): anterior/posterior pattern specification; regulation of transcription by RNA polymerase II
Cellular component (GO): nucleus
Molecular function (GO): RNA polymerase II cis-regulatory region sequence-specific DNA binding; DNA-binding transcription factor activity, RNA polymerase II-specific
Source: RefSeq, a predicted model, not a curated record
GGUGUAGAAUUGGAAAUCGAAUAUAAAAGGAUGGCGAUAUCACACUUGCCACUUGGUUCGUGAUUGAAAAUGGACGGCGCGACGCACAGAGGCGAAUUUCAAUGUCGUGGGAGAGGCAGCUGGCUCACCCCGUAAACUCGGCGAACAAUUGAUAAAGAAAAUCCGGCUAUACGCGUUCUAUUGUGUAGACCGCGAACGUAAAAACGUCACAGAUCAAACAAUACAACCCCCACUAAACCAUAUACCCAUUUUUGUAUUGACACAAUGCGCUGGGGUUCGGAACCGGUAAAUAGAAUCGUACGCGUAUUUUGACCAAAUUUUCAUCACCAGCGCCAGAUAUCAUUUUCACAAUCAAACCACGCAGGUUCAUAAAACAGUUAUAACGUUUUUUUCCGGUCAUGCUAUUUAGCGUUGUUUUAUUCGGCUCAUAGUUCGCGAUUUAAAUCUGCUCUCCUGUUGCUAUACUUAUAUUUUAAAUACGAUCGAUUCGAUUUUACGCGGUGAAGUGCGCUCUCGUAGAUUCGCGUGCACGUCGAAUUAGAGGUGUACAAUAUCUUAUAGGAAAAUGUCACAUAACACCAGUCCGAUGGUAUCGUACGCCGGUUCUCUAGGAUACUAUAAUCAUCAUCAGCAUACGCAGCAUCACUAUCAUCAUAAUCAUAAUCAUCAUCACAAUCACGACAAUUACAACGUCGAACAAUACGGACGCGAUAAUUGCCCUUCCUCGUAUCAUUCCAUCGCUGAUUUGCACCACCAUCAUUCUAGUCAAAACACCACCGCUGCAUUCUACCAGUCUCCAAGUAAACACCAGUAUUCGGAGGAUAGUAAAAAUUCAAAAUAUUCUGCACCGUCUUUGGCGCCUGACUUCAAUGCCAAUGUAUCCGCAGUACCGCAAAAUACAAGUACACUACCCGAUGCUAGUCCACCAGCUCAACCGCAGCUUGUCUGCGAAGCCAAUCAAGCCGCUAAACCGGCUUCGACUUUACCGACGUUUCCUUGGAUGAAUUAUUCUUCCGAAGAUGGGAAACGUAAACGUCAAUCGUACACCAGGCGACAGACCUUAGAACUGGAAAAAGAAUUCCGCUAUAACGAAUACCUAACAAAGAAACGACGAAGCGAAUUAUGCCACAUGUUACAAUUAAGCGAAAAACAAAUCAAGACUUGGUUCCAAAAUCGCCGCAUGAAGAAGAAAAAAGAAAAACAGAUCGAUCCCGCGAUCAAAUCCGAAGACGAGAUCGAUAUUUUUGCCGACAAAAGUAACGAAUCGCAGGAUUACGCUUGGGAUAAGACAUCGGUAACUAGUCCGUUAAUUAUAGCUGAGGAAUCUGCUACACCAACUGCAGCUAGUCUUAAUCCAAGUCCACAAUUUGUGCAGAACACGCCUCAUUUCUUUUUUAAUAAUCCUUACCAGGUGAAUUUGAAUUAUACGUGAUAGGAGUUCGAUGAAGAGUUUAUCGUAUAUUAUGUGUAUGUAUUAUUUUGUUAAUUUUUUCUUUUCUGCGAUUAUUAUUAUUUUAAAGAAAGGUGCAUUUUCUAGUCGAUAUAAUUUAUAUAAUUUUAAAACAAUCAUCGUAAUUUAUAAAUAAUUUUAAAACGUUAAAUAGGUACCUACCUACUAUAGGUAUUUAAAAUAUUUCCAAUGAUGUAUUAUGAAAAAAAAAAUUGAACUCUGUAAAAAUGUUUCUUUUUUGCCAAUAAACAGGUAUUCUUCUGUUUA